ACACUACAUGGGCUGUUAUCUCAUGGAGUGUACCUAGUUACAUUCCAUCAGACUAUCCCAUUAUCACAUAUGAGAUUGGAUAUCAUAUUCUUUUUGACAGGCUUUGUUGUUCAAUUGUGAAUGACAAUGAUAUUGAUAUUCAAAUGCUACAGCUCUAUAAUUCAACCAGUGGCAGUACAUUUAUUAACAUUACUGGUCUUAAUGAUAAGUCUUGUUAUAUUUUUGGUGUACAUGCAUACACUGAUAAUGGACAUGGAGAAUGGAUAGUUAUUGCUAACGAGACAUUGAUCAGUACUCAAUUUGUGACUUUAACACUAGUACAUGUACUCACAAGUACAUGUACUAGUACUAGCACUCGAGAAGCAUGCAUAAGAUCAACUAAUACAGUGUUGGGAGCUGUUGAUGAUACUAGCAUUGGACUGGUUGCAGUGGUUGGAUUAUUAUUGAUAUCACUAGUUAUUAGUAUUAUUGUUCACAUCUACCGCUUAAUCAAGCUUAAGUCCUAUCAUGCAACCACCUCUAAACAAACAAACAAAUUCGAUGAUGAUGACAUACCAAUGCAAGCAUGUGAACCAUAUAGUAUACAAAAUAUUACAGAGGCAGCAGAUGAAGAGCCAGGUGUCAAUGCAUAUGCUGAUGAUGCUAUUUAUGAGACAUAAAUAGCAACCUAAUAGAUCUAGCACUAAAAUCAUUUCGCAGUACAACUUUAUGACUACUUACUUUAUUAUUUUAUAAU
Molecule: messenger RNA, 736 nt
Organism: Amphimedon queenslandica
Lineage: Eukaryota; Metazoa; Porifera; Demospongiae; Haplosclerida; Niphatidae
Exons: 4
Coding region: 144-659 (171 amino acids)
Source: RefSeq, a predicted model, not a curated record